AUGUCUCUUACAGCCCAGGAGCUAACAACCCUUUCUACCAAGGCCAUUGACGCCAAAGCGGCUGCCUACUGCCCAUACUCUAAAUUCCGUGUCGGAGCAUGUAUCCUCACGACGUCGGGCGAGUUCAUCUCCGGCGCUAAUGUCGAGAAUGCCUCCUAUCCAGUUGGAACCUGUGCUGAGCGCGUCGCUUUUGGCACUGCUAUUGUCGCCGGCCACAAAGAUUUUAAGGCUCUAGCGGUUGCCACGGAUGUUAAGCCUGCUGGCUCUCCUUGUGGGAUGUGUAGGCAAUUUAUUCGCGAGUUCACCUCGCCUUCUUUCCCGGUCUACAUGUACGACGGGGAGGGAAACUAUAAAGUUAUGACCGUGGAGGAGUUGCUGCCCGAUUCUUUCGGUCCCGAACAUCUUAAAUAG
Molecule: messenger RNA, 411 nt
Organism: Penicillium griseofulvum
Lineage: Eukaryota; Fungi; Ascomycota; Eurotiomycetes; Eurotiales; Aspergillaceae
Product: cytidine deaminase
Exons: 5
Coding region: 1-411 (136 amino acids)
Cellular component (GO): cytosol
Molecular function (GO): zinc ion binding; cytidine deaminase activity
Source: RefSeq, a predicted model, not a curated record